CAGGUGGAAGGGAUGGCCAGCCAUUGAGAAAUGUUUGUUGUUCCAAAAAUUAUACCCACCAACAUUGGAACAUGUGCUGAUACAGUGUGGGCAGUAUGAUAGGGAAAGAGAGACUACUAGCUGUUUGGGGUUUUAGGCUGGGUUUCUGUACAGCACUUCGAGAUAUUAGCUGAUGUACGAAGGGCUAUAUAAAAUAAACUUGAUUGAUUGACUGAGAAUAGGGGAGAAUGGGAUACAGUAAUUGAGUUUAAGUAGCAUACUGAGUUGAACAUCGUUAGAUACAAUCACAAAUAUUUUGUUAUAUUUUUUAAGAGAAACGUUAUUUUGUUAUAUUUUUUAAGAGAAACGUAGCUGGCAGAUAGGAUUCAGUUCCUCCCAAUAAAGUAGGUGGCGGUAAUGCUCCACAACGUUGGAUGCCAACUGCCGACAAACGCCAAAGAACACCAGCCGUACCGCCGAUAAACCGAACAGAAGAGCGUCAGCUGUAUUGACCACGUGACAUUUGAAGAUGGCUGCCUGCAUGGAGAGAAAAAUAAAUUCAGAUGAACAGGAGUGGAUACUGGAGCCUCUGUGUUUCCCUGAGCAGCCUGCUACAGACAUCGGCACCAACUCAUCCUCUCAUCAUGACAUGGAGGUGGUGACCUGUGUGCUCUGCUCUCAUUCCGCCCCUUUGUCAGAGAAGGACCGCCUCCUAAAGCACCUAGUACUGGAGCACAAGCUGGUCAUCGCUGAUGUCAAACUCAUCGCUGACUUUCCUAAAUACAUGGAAUACUGGAAGAACAGAAUCUCUGAGAAACCCAUCACAGAUUUCUGCAGUGUGAUCAAGACUAACUCGCAGGGCCCUGUUGAAAAACAGGAGCAUUACUUCCUUCUGUGUGAUGUCCUGCCAGAGGAUAGGGUCCUCAGAGAACAUCUCCAACAGAAACGACUGGAGGAGAUCCUGGAGCAACAGCAGAGGGAGAGGGAUGACGACAGCUUCCAGCGCAUCUGCAUGUUCUGCAAUGACGAGUUCACUGGGAACAGGUCGUCACUGCUCAACCACAUGGCCAGGGAGCACUCGUUCAGCGUGGGACUGCCUGACAACAUAGUGUACUGCGUGGAGUUCCUUGACCACCUACAGAGCAAACUGGAUAAUCUGCAGUGCCUGUAUUGUGAGAAAACAUUCAGAGACAAGAUGACACUGAAGGAUCACAUGAGAAAGAAACAGCACCGCAGAAUCAAUGGCAACAACAGCGAGUAUGACUGCUUCUACAUCAUCAACUACCUGGAGCUGGGGAAAACAUGGGAAGAGGUCCAAUCUGAGGAUGAUCGGGAGAUGGAGGAUGAAGAUGAUGAUUGGUCAGACUGGCAGGCUCACCCAGUGUGUGCUGUGUGCCUGUUCUGUGAGCAGCAGUCAGAGAGCAUGGAGAAGAUCUACACACACAUGGAGGAAAGCCAUGGAUUUGAUCUGCACAAGUUGAAGACCGAACUCAAUCUGCGGUUCUACCAGCAGGUCAAACUGGUAAACUACAUCAGACGAGAGAUCCACCAGUGCCGUUGCUACGGUUGCCAGGAAAAGUUUGGGUCCAAACCUGAGGUUAUACGUCAUGUAAUGGAGGCAGGUCACGUGAUGCAGCUACCAGAGACGUCAACCUGGGACCAACCACAGUAUUACUUCCCCACCUAUGAGAACGACGCCCUCCUCUGUGCCUUGUCGGACAGUGACAGUGAAUCAGAACACACAGGCCCUUGGGGAGACGUCCCUGUCAUAGCUGAGGACAUCUCUAACCUGAAAGUCCUGAAGCAGACUAGCGUCCUCAGCCACCUUCUGAAGAACACAGACAGCUCUAGUUAAAAAGCUGGAUGGAUGGACCAAUGAUGUUAUAAACUCAGUGGAGGAUGCUCAGUGGAGAAUGGCUCAUAGAGGGACACAGUGCAACAACUUCUUGCUUCGCUGUAUCUCCAACAAGCCAGUGAUGCUCAUCACACUGUGCACUUAGCAGACCAGCACGCAUGUGCAGAAAUGAACAUGGCCUGUUUCACAAGAAGUUCCUGAGCCUGGACUACAUUUAUGUAUGAUUUAAUGUCGUACAUGGUGAUUUGUACCAAGUAUAACAUACCUGCAGGUGGAUUUAAGUUUCAAACAGUAUGAUUGCUGACAAACGUGACCUCACUGCAGAGAUGUGACAAUUGCUGAAUGUAAAUGAAUAUACUAUAAAUGAUGGUUCCCUCUCGUUUAGCUUGCUUAUACAAUAGCUGUAUGAAUGGCAGGUAGCCUAGUGGUUAGAGCGUUGGACUAGUAACAGAAAGGUUGCAAGAUCGAAUCCCCGAGCUGACAUGGUAAAAAUCUCUCGUUCUGCCUCUGAACAAGGCAGUUAACCUACUGUUCCUAGGCCAUCAUUGAAAAUAAGAAUUUGUGCUUAACUUACUUGCCUAGUUAAAUAAAGGUAAAAUAAAAAAACACCACUACAUUUUCUAAACCUCGAGCUGCAAUAAAGUAAAAAACAGUCUACAGAUUAAA
Salvelinus fontinalis (brook trout) is the source of this 2500-nucleotide messenger RNA. RefSeq names its product zinc finger protein 277 (gene znf277). Bases 509 to 1834 code for a protein of 441 amino acids. The transcript is spliced from 11 exons. The record is from RefSeq and is a predicted model, not a curated record. Lineage: Eukaryota; Metazoa; Chordata; Actinopteri; Salmoniformes; Salmonidae.